GAGGCAGGUUUGUUGACUCAGUCGGAUCUCGGGAUAGCCCGGAGCGGUCGUAGACGAAGUAGCUAGCUCUCUAUUACAGUCCGAACCUCCUAUCCAAAAUAAUAAUAAAAAUUCUAAUAGUAAUCCAGUUAUGUAGUUCUAUGUACACGCACUCUCUGAGCAUGAGAGGAGGCUUGUAAGCAAAAGAUGUUCGAGCUACCGGGGGAGCCUUUGAACAAGCCCGGUGUUAGUAGCAUUAGCUUAAUUUGGAAGAUAGACGAGAUAAACAAUUGAAGUUCCCCAGGAGGAGUGAGACAACUCCGGCUAGGCUAAGCGGUGCUAGCCUCGGCCAGCUGUAGUAAGCUGGCGAGUGACGUGGGACAUGGGAUCCUUCAUAUUUCUACAAGGACUGAGACUGUAAAUUAUUCGGUGAGUGACCACAGAAAACGGUAUUUCUGCGCUGCUGGGAAGCUCUCUGGUCCAGGCUUCGCUGCUGGCCUUGGAAGUUAGCAGACGGCUAAUAGCUUCACGUCUGCCUUUCCACUAGGGUGCAUGUUGCUGAUGGCUUCCCCGCCAGCUAUGGACACUGUGACUGACUCGUGCCCCACGGUACACCAAAAUGGGACCGCCCAUCGAGAAUCUUCAGACACAAGACAAGCUGCUCCUGUUCUGAGGCUUCAUUUCUACCACAGCAGCCAGGGAGCAGCCGAAAGCAGCUUCCUCAGCUACCCACCUGGGGACUAUGUGGCUGAGGAGCUGUGUAUAGAUGCAGCCAAGGCGUGCUGUAUAUCACCCCUGUACUACAGCCUUUUUAGCCUUUUCCGAGAGGGUGACAGCACGUGGUUUUCUCCCAACCACAUCUUCCGACUUGAUGAACUGGCUUCUGAAGAUCUGUUUUUCAGAAUACGGUACUACUUUCCUGGCUGGUACAGUAAUGGGGCAUCGCGGGCUUAUCGAUAUGGGGUCAAAAAGGGGUCAGAGAGUCCUGUCCUUGAUGAUAAUGUAAUGUCCUACCUCUUCUCUCAGUGGAGGAAUGACUUUGUGAAUGGAGUGGUGAAGAUUUCCAACUCCCACGAGUCACAGGAAGAGUGCCUUGGUAUGGCGGUGCUGGACAUGACGAGAAUAGCUAAGGAAAGGCAGAUGUCCCCUUUGGACAUCUAUCACAAUACAAGCUACAAGUCCUUCUUACCAAAGGGUAUGAGAAAUCAGAUCCAGGAUUGUAGUUUUUUAACUCGUAAGAGGAUCCGUUUCCGCUUCAAGCGCUUCAUCCAGCAAUUCAGUCAGUGUCGCACCACGGUCCGCGAUCUGAAGCUCAAGUACCUCAUCAGCAUCGAGUCACUAGAAAAAGCCUUCUACACAGAGACCUUUCAGGUCAAAGAUCCAGCUAGCGGACCGCUCAUCAUUCUGGUUGCUGCCGACACUGGAAUCCAGUGGUGUCGAGAGAAAGUAAACGAUUCUGACGAGGAGCUGCAGACAUUGUGUGACUUCCCUGACGUCACCGACAUCAGCAUCAAGCAGGCAAGCAAAGAUGGCGCCACAGAAAGCCGGUUGGUCACAAUCAAUAAACAAGAUGGGAAAAAUCUGAUAAGGAUGGAGUUUGCCGUCAGUCGACUUCAGAAGUGUGGAAACAAGCGGGGUUUGUACAUCUUGAGAUGUAGCCCCAAAGACUUUAAUAAGUAUUUCAUAACUUUCCCAGUGGAGGUGUUUGAUUCGGUGAAUUACAAGCACUGCCAGGUCACCAGGUCUGCCUCUGGUGAUUAUAACCUCAGUGGAACAAAAAGAAACUUCAGUACCUUGCAGGAGUUGCUCCGCUGCUACCAAAAAGAAACGGUUCGCUCGGACAAUAUUGUUUUCCAGUUCAGCAAGUGCUGUCCUCCUCAGUACAAAGAAAAAUCCUGCCUCCUCAUCUGCAGGAGCAACAAGGGUUCUGAAGUGUCUCUCUCUCCCUCACUGCAAAGACACAACAUUAGUCAGAUGGUGUUUCACAAGAUCAGGAAGGAAGACUUGGACUAUGUGGAAAGCCUUGGACAAGGGACAUUUACAAAGAUCUUCAAAGGGGUCCGAAAGGAGCUGGGAGACUAUGGACAGAUGCACGAAACAGAAGUUGUAAUGAAAGUUCUGGACGUGGCCCACAGAAAUUAUGCCGAGUCUUUCUAUGAAGCAGCCAGCAUGAUGAGCCAGUUGUCCCAUAAACACCUGAUCCUGAACUAUGGUGUGUGCGUCUGUGGAGAAGAGAAUAUCAUGGUGCAGGAGUAUGUAAGGUUUGGCUCUCUGGACACCUACCUCAAGAAGAACAAGAACUCUAUAAACAUUCAGUGGAAGCUGGAAGUGUCAAAACAGCUGGCCUGGGCCAUGAACUUCCUGGAAGAGAAGAAUCUUGUCCAUGGGAAUGUUUGUGCCAAAAAUGUUCUGCUGAUCAGGGAGGAGGAUCGGAAAGCUGGGAACCCUCCUUUCAUCAAGCUCAGUGACCCUGGAAUCAGCAUCAGCAUCCUGCCUAAAGAGAUCCUGAUUGAAAGGAUCCCCUGGGUGCCACCUGAAUACAUACAGGAGUCUACCAAGCUGAGCCUAGCAGCAGACAAGUGGAGCUUUGGCACCACGUUGUGGGAAAUAUGCAGCGGUGGAGAGAAACCCCUCGCAGGGCUGGACAACUCUAAGAAAGUCCUGUUCUACAACGAUCAGCAGCAUCUUUCAGCACCAAAGUGGACAGAACUGGCUAACCUGAUUACCAGCUGCAUGGAUUACGAGCCCACAUUCAGACCCACAUUCCGGGCAGUAAUCCGCGACCUUCACAGCCUUUUCACACCAGAUUACGAGUUAAUCAUGGAGGACAUCCUGCCAAACCGAACCACUGGUGCUAGCUGGACAACCGGGGGUUUGGAAAACCAGGAGCCGGCUCUCUUUGAAGAACGCCACCUCAUAUUUUUACAGUUGCUCGGCAAGGGAAACUUUGGCAGUGUGGAGAUGUGUCGCUACGACCCACUUCAGGACAACACAGGAGAGGUUGUGGCUGUGAAGAAACUCCAGCAAAGCACAGCAGAGCACAUACGAGACUUUGAGCGGGAGAUUGAGAUCCUGAAAUCUCUCCAGCAUGAGAACAUUGUCAAGUAUAAGGGAGUUUGUUACAGUGCAGGUGCGUUUGUCAUUGUAGCCCUCGUUUUACCCCUGAACCGUUCUAACAUGAAGACUAUGGAUUUUGGAAGUCUGUUGCUGCUGCAGAGCGUUUGUGACUUCUGUAAGCCGCACCAUGUGCUGAGCCUGCUUUGCAACUUUAUGGAGAGCCCCAUAUUCUGGUAUUCCCCUGAGUCGUUGACCGAGAGCAAGUUCUCUGUGGCCUCAGAUGUCUGGAGCUUUGGAGUGGUGCUGUAUGAGCUCUUCACCCACAGUUACAAAAACUGCAGUCCACCUGCAGUUUUCAUGUCAAUGAUGGGUAACGACAAGCAGGGACAGCUGAUUGUCUAUCACCUCAUUGAGCUCCUCAAAUCAGGCAGCAGGCUGCCUCAACCCCUGGGUUGUCCUUCAGAGAUAUAUAGUAUUAUGGAGGAGUGUUGGGAUAAAGACCCAACUCUACGUCCGUCUUUUAACGAGCUGGCUUUGCGCAUCGACCUCAUCAGGGACAACGAGGAAUUUUGAAAAUAAAGUGCCCACCUUGUUUUGAACCCAAGACAUUAGAAACGCUGCUGCCCAGAUUGUGGCUGAAGUAUGAAGACCAAAGAAAGGAUCAUCUGCCCCUGCAUGCUCUAAAGCGCCAAGACUUAGAAUGAGGAUCUACUGCCGAGGUGCCUUCAAGCAUGGCACUUUUCUGAUGUGGAGCAGCACAGUGGCCUUUGGCUGGUUGGAAAUGCUCAGACGGCUAAAAAAAAUUUGAAGGGGAUGCCGCUGAAAAUGAGCAACUGUAUUUGGUCAAAGUUUGAAAAGAAGACUUGAAGCAACAAUAGAGACUGUGACAAAACUGUUGCCAGACCUAAAGCUAGAAACGCUUGUGGUGAACAAGUUCUUUAUGUGAUUAUUUGUGUGUCUGUGAGUGUGUGAGCAUGUGCCUCUGCAUGUAAGGAGCUAGCUGGGCUAGCUCCAACGUCCCCGUCUGUCACCUAAGAAGUGAACUAAUAGCUUAUUUUUUAUAUGUUUAACUGACUGUAUUAUAGCUGUAGCAUUGUGUACAUAUGUCAGAAAGAUUUUAUAAUUUUAUAAAUUUAAAUAAUAUUAACACUAUUUGAGGUGCCAGCAACUGCCAUUGUAAAGUAUGUGCAUAAAAAGGUGAUCUUAAAAAUCUGUCAAGUUUUUGUUGUGGCAUGGUAAUUAAAGAACAUAUCUGUGAAGCAAUUUCUG
Cyprinodon variegatus (sheepshead minnow) is the source of this 4305-nucleotide messenger RNA. RefSeq names its product tyrosine-protein kinase JAK2-like (gene jak2b). The record is from RefSeq and is a predicted model, not a curated record. Bases 532 to 3609 code for a protein of 1025 amino acids. Gene Ontology annotation, cellular component: cytosol; cytoskeleton. Gene Ontology annotation, molecular function: cytokine receptor binding; ATP binding; non-membrane spanning protein tyrosine kinase activity. Gene Ontology annotation, biological process: cytokine-mediated signaling pathway; hemopoiesis; peptidyl-tyrosine phosphorylation. Lineage: Eukaryota; Metazoa; Chordata; Actinopteri; Cyprinodontiformes; Cyprinodontidae. The transcript has 23 exons.